AGAGGAGAGCCCAGAAAGCCACUAACGGCCAUAACCAGGAAGACAGAAGCAGGAAGCAGCCUUUUUGCGUGUCCCGCUGACUGCGAGUGGCACAAAUCAUUACUCUGAAGAACUACAACCAAAAAUCACCGAUUGCAAAAUCUAGAAGAAGACUGGAACCGCAUUGUUCUUUCUUUUCUUCCGAAAUUAGUCUAUAGACUGAGUGAUAGAUUAACCAUAACCUUAAGUUAACCAUGUCCCUCGCUUUCAGACUCAGUUGCUUCACUUCACCUCCAAACUUAACCCACCAAAGAAUCUCUGUUAGACCCAAAACGCCUUCACAUUUUCCACCACCAAAGCUCACAACUUUACCAACAAUCAGAGCUGUUAAAGAAAAUUCUGAACACUUUGCUGUGUCUCCAGCAAAACCCAGAUGGGAAAACAUACUGUCCACUGCAGCAAGCUUGUACCCUUUCUAUGUGACUGCUGGGGGUGUUGUUGCUUGCCUCAAACCCUCUGCUUUUUCAUGGUUUGUUGAAAGAAGCCCAGCUUCAUAUACCUUGACUCUUGGGUUGAUAAUGUUGUCAAUGGGUCUCACUUUGGAGUAUAAGGACUUGCUUGGCUUGUUCCGCCAAAGGCCCCUUUCAAUAUUGUUUGGAUGUGUUGCUCAGUACACUAUUAUGCCCGUGUUUGCAACACUUGUUGCUAAAAUAUUUGGGCUUCCACCGUCUCUUUCAGUGGGUUUAAUAUUGCUUGGCUGCUGCCCUGGAGGUACUGCCUCCAAUGUGGUGACCUUAAUUGCUCAAGGGGAUGUUCCUCUCUCUAUUGUAAUGACGGUAUGCACAACUCUUGGGGCAGUAGCCCUGACUCCUCUGCUAACAAAGAUAUUGGCAGGGACUUACGUCCCUGUGGAUGCUGCCAAACUGUCAAUCAGCACCAUGCAGGUUGUUGUUGCUCCAAUUUUGUUAGGUUCUUAUAUGCAGAGUGCAUUUCCUGCAUUGGUUAAAAUUGUGAUACCUUUUGCACCACUUUUUGCUGUUCUAGCUGCAUCACUGCUUGCAUGCAGUGUAUUCUCUGAGAAUGUUGUCCGUCUCAAAGCUUCAAUGGUUGCUGUAACAUUGCCGGCUGAUCUGUCUCUAAUGGCUCGUGCUCAGACAAUGUUAUCUGGAGAAGUUGGGGUGGUUAUUCUUUCUGUGCUGUUAGUACAUAUUGCUGGUUUCUUUGUGGGGUAUAUAUCAGCAGCUGUUUGCGGGUUUAGAGAAGCACAAAGACGAGCAAUAUCAAUUGAGGUUGGUAUGCAAAAUUCUUCUUUGGGUGUGGUUUUGGCCACUUCUCAUUUCACCUCGCCAAUGGUUGCAUUACCCGCCGCAUUGUCUGCUGUGAUAAUGAAUAUAAUGGGAAGCAGUCUGGCAUUCUUUUGGAGAUAUGUAGAUCCUUCUGACUCCAAGGAGACUCCUACAGUUGAGGUUAAGUGACAACUAUAGCACCCUUUCAAAGUUUUCCUUAACCCGGCAAUAUCUGCUGUAAGUAUGAAUACAAUGGGCAGCAGCAGUUUGGGUGUCCUUGGAGAAAUGUAUCCUUUUGGCUCCAUUAAGUCUCCAGCAGUUGAUGUUAAGUGACAGUAAAAGCCUUUUCUAAGUUUCCUGGCAUACUUAUGGAGUUCAGAUUCUUUGUUUUAUUUUUUAUGUGAAGAUAUUGUUAACUAAUAGUCUAAAACAAUGUCGUUUUAUGUCACACUGAUACUUCAAAUAUAAAUAAGCAUCCUAUUUUAUCAUUAA
Prunus dulcis (almond) is the source of this 1757-nucleotide messenger RNA. Its product is annotated as probable sodium/metabolite cotransporter BASS2, chloroplastic. The transcript is spliced from 7 exons. NCBI's taxonomy places the organism in Eukaryota, Viridiplantae, Streptophyta, Magnoliopsida, Rosales, Rosaceae. Gene Ontology annotation, cellular component: membrane. The record is from RefSeq and is a predicted model, not a curated record. Bases 234 to 1454 code for a protein of 406 amino acids.